UUGGACUUUUCUAUAGUAAAUAUGUUUGGACGCGUAGCAACGGUUUUCAUCCAGUUCUUGAUUCUAGCCAACGCGUACGCUCAGACCGAAACUGAGCCUCCCACAACCUUAACAACAAAAGCGCCCCCUACCACCACCCCGUCCACCACUACAACCGUAGUUUGGGAGACGGAGACUCUGAACGAGGGUCAAGCAAUACAGAAGGCUCUGCAGUAUCUUCUUCAGCAUCGUCAACCUGACUGGGGAUGGGGAAACGAUACCCACCACGUCAUGCUUACUUUACAGCUGGCUAACAACACCGGCAAGGAAAUCGAGCAACAAGGCCUGGAAAUGCAGCUUUCGGCAAAACAGAUGGAAAUCGAGAUAUUGUUAAUGAUGUCGAAACACCACGAAUCGCCUCCCCCGCUCGGACGGCGCGCCGCUUACACGCUGGCGCUCGGCGCUCUCUGCAAGGACCCGCGUUCGUUCCACGGCCGCGACCUCGUGGCGGCGCUGUUGCACCGCGAGCCGCCCCACGACCUGGAGUUCGCGUACGCGACGCUCGCGGCCUGCUCGUCCGCCGCGCAUGUGCGACGCCGGCAUAUACGUCGCUUGCUUGACAUCGCGAACGCUGCCGCAGACCAUAGCCUGGACACCAUAUCUAUGGUAAUCCUUGCUCUUCGGUGCGUUGUACAAGAUCACCGUCACCGCAGCCUCCUCCAUUUCGUGCGUCGUCCCAUGGCAGGAUUGGCUCGCCAGCAGCACCCUGAUGGCAGUUUUGGAUCCCUCACCACUACUGCUCUCGCCAUACAGGCGCUGGAGGAGUCGGAGAGCGGCGCGGGCGGACCGGGUGGUGCGGGGCACCAGCACUGGAGCCUACCGGCGGCCCGCAAGUGGCUGCUGGAGCGCCAGCGCGCUGACGGCGGCUGGGGCGACGUGGCGGGCACGGCGGCCGCGGUGGCCGCACUCACGCCCGCCUCGCUGGCCGCCGUGCGCCCGCCGCACUGCAGCGACAAGCUGCUCGACACGCGCCACGAGCCCAUGGACAGUAAUGGCGGCGACGGCAGUCUAAAACUGGCAUAUCAAUCUGGACACAACAAUAACGAUUCAGAGGUGCGCAACGUUUCCUUCACAUACACACUGUGGCUCGGGACCAAUGUCACUGAAAACUACACGCUGUAUAUGGUGGCGCCGAGGAACAUAUCAUUUUACCACGUAAUGCAAAUGGCGGCGGCACAGGACCCUAAGUUCAAGUUCGAGGCGAGCGAGUGGCCGAACGGACACUACGUGCACACGCUGGCCGGGCACAAGGAGGAACCGAUGGGCUACCACUACUGGCUGCUGUACCGCCUGCCCGAGGUGCCCGACCCCACCAGCCCGCCUGGCAACCAGCUCGUCGCACCUGUUGGUGUUGACGACCUACUCGUGGAAGACGGGGAGCAUUAUUUGUUCUGGUACAAGAAGCUGUAA
Parnassius apollo (apollo) is the source of this 1449-nucleotide messenger RNA. The record is from the annotation of a GenBank genome assembly. NCBI's taxonomy places the organism in Eukaryota, Metazoa, Arthropoda, Insecta, Lepidoptera, Papilionidae.